UUUUUUUUUUUUGUCUUUCUUUCCCUUUUUUUUUUUUUGAAAUAAACAUAUCAUGCUACGUUCUCCUUUACAUCUAUUAUUAUCUUUACAUCGACUAUUACAUCGUAGCAAGUUACGCCACAAAUCAAGUCAUAUUCUAUUUCGUCCUAUUGCCACUUUUUAUUUUUCAAAGAUACCAACAAAUGCAGCAAUAGCAACAGAAGUAGUACUAAAUAAACCAAUACCAGCUUUAGGGCAACAACCACAACAAUUAAUUCGUUUACUUCAACGUCGUUCCACCUUAUCUACGUCCACAGCUCGUCGCCUUCUUAUUUAUCGACGGAAUACUUCAUGCUGUGUACAAUCUCGUACCAUGGUCACUUCCAACAGCACUACUACAACAACAAAUCAACUUGUCAAUGUCCUAAGUCCUAAUCACUUUUUCACUCCAGUAAGACCGCCCAUCUUAGGUGUUCAUGGUGGUGGCACGCUUCCUCCUCCACCUCCAAUUUCUUUUAGGUCUUACAACACAAAGCCUUCUUGGUCACAACAACGCUCUAUUACUACCUCUUCUAUUUGUUCUGACAAUGAUAUUGAAGACGUGGAUGAUGAUGAUUAUAUUGGAAGCAACAGAUUUCAUUGUAUUCACUCAUCCUCGUCCCUUCAAGGUGGGAAACAACAACGAUAUCAACCUCCUCAUAGUCGUGGUAUGGCUGAUGUGAUGGAUCAAAGUGACAACAACAAUAACAAAAAGAUGGAUCAUCAUCAUCCAGGUUUGGUACAUCGUGGUCAACCUCCGAAAAAAUCACAACAACAACAACAACAACAAGAACAAUCACAACCUUUGUUAGGCCCGGUGGGUAUGUUAAGGCAUGAUGAUUUAUCGUUACAGACUAUUCAAAAACAACGACGAUGUGAUACGCAAGAUUAUGAUGAACAAAAGCAGCAAUGGUAUGUGGCUAUCCCAAUGGAUCUCUCGUCCUUAUUACUCCAAGCAUCUUCAUCAACAUCAUCAUCAACAUUACCAAAUACCGCAAGCAAUAUAUUUUUUAUGGAAAAUAGCACUUCUAUCCUGGAUCCUACGUGGUUGAACUCUUUUCAUCAAUGGGGAACUCUUAUUCGUGAACAUUUGGCCAAAGUGAUGAUGUUUCUUCAAUUGGUAGGAUUAGAGGCACAACGUUAUAUUAUUAAACAUCGCAACCAUCAAUCCAAUACAGCCUUCAAAAUGAGAAUGAUUCAUGGAUGUUCUGAAUUACGCCUCUACGUUCCUUAUCAACAUUUCGCACCAUCACCUAUGACUGACACAACAAUUGCUCAAUGGAUAUAUCAACUUAUGCCAUCGCCACCUUCUUUUCAAGUCAAGUGUACCCAAGAACCAGCUGAUGACGAAAUACCACCACAUGGUCUAGAAAUACCCGCCACCAAUAAUAUUGGAUCUACAUCAACGACAACAAUACUUGGUACGGCGUCCUCUUCCUAUGAAUCUAUUCAUCCGAACAACACUAUCGAUGAUGAUGAUGAAGAAGAUGAUGAUCUGGUGAUAAUUCCUUCUUUACAUGGAGAACAGCGAGCUAUAUUUGACCCGGAGGAUGAAACUUCAUGGCAUGUUGGACCUCGUUAUUUUGAAGGGAUUCAUUCAUUCUUGAACCAUGUAGAUUCAAUGAUUGAUUCAAGUCCUGCCUUUGCUUCUAAUGGUUCUACUACGACUCAACGACGGUUCUCUGCUUGACUUGGAUGAACUUGUAUAUGAUUGUGUUCUUUUUUUUUUUUUUGGAAAAAAAAGGGAAGGUGAUUCGUUUAGUUUAUUAGUUUAAAUUGCCUUUUUCUCUCUCUCUCUCUUUUUUUUUUUUAUCAUCGAAAUAAAGUUGAAUUAUCUUUU
Halteromyces radiatus is the source of this 1858-nucleotide messenger RNA. RefSeq lists its product as uncharacterized. The record is from RefSeq and is a predicted model, not a curated record. Bases 53 to 1708 code for a protein of 551 amino acids. The transcript has a single exon. NCBI's taxonomy places the organism in Eukaryota, Fungi, Mucoromycota, Mucoromycetes, Mucorales, Cunninghamellaceae.